Molecule: messenger RNA, 1635 nt
Organism: Colletotrichum karsti
Lineage: Eukaryota; Fungi; Ascomycota; Sordariomycetes; Glomerellales; Glomerellaceae
Product: adaptor complexes medium subunit family protein
Exons: 2
Coding region: 1-1635 (544 amino acids)
Biological process (GO): intracellular protein transport; clathrin-dependent endocytosis
Cellular component (GO): AP-2 adaptor complex; cytoplasmic vesicle
Molecular function (GO): clathrin-cargo adaptor activity
Source: RefSeq, a predicted model, not a curated record
AUGGAACUGGAGCUCACCUCGUCUCACCGCCCGGACCCUCCCAUCCCCGGCAGAAUUUCCCACCGCGCCCGAGCCCGAAACUCCAACGAGUCGAGUCCAAGGCCAAGCGAAGCUCCCGCUCCCGCUCCCCUGACGGUUGACCGAGAUCCCGUCUUCGUCGCGACCCUAUUCCACACCCCGCCGCCGACGACGUCCCGCCCGCCCAGAGCUUCUCGUAUCGAAGAGGCAGCUGCUAUACCACGCAACCCAGCUCGACAGUUCUGGUUCCCCUAUACACCGAGUCCGAAUCGCCGGCCGUCCGUGGGCGCCGCCGACUUCCCCAAGAUGUUGUCCGGCAUCCUCAUCUUCAACCAAAAGGGCGAGAACCUCAUCUUCCGCGCCUUUCGAAACGACUGCAGACCCCGCCUGGCCGACGUCUUCCGGAUUCAAGUGAUCUCGAACGCCCAGGUGCGGUCUCCCAUCUUGACUCUCGGCAGCACAACCUUCAGCCAUGUCAAGCACGAAAACAUCUACUUGGUCGCCAUCACCAAGAGCAAUGCCAAUGCCGCUCUCGUCUUCGAAUUUCUGUACCGCUUGAUCGGCUUGGGGAGAGGCUACUUUGGCAAGUUCGACGAGGAGGCUGUUAAGAACAACUUCGUCCUUGUCUACGAGCUGCUCGAUGAAAUCAUCGACUUCGGAUACCCUCAAAACACCGAAACCGAUACCCUCAAGAUGUACAUCACGACCGAAGGCGUCAAGUCAGAACGCGCCGCUGAGGACUCGGCCAAGAUUACCAUGCAGGCGACGGGAGCCCUUUCGUGGCGCAAGGCCGAUGUUAAGUACAGGAAGAACGAGGCCUUCGUCGAUGUCAUCGAAGAUGUCAACCUGCUCAUGUCCGCUACCGGCGCCGUACUCCGAGCCGACGUGACCGGCCAGAUCAUCAUGCGCGCCUACCUCUCCGGCACACCCGAGUGCAAGUUCGGCCUCAACGACCGCCUCCUUCUCGACAACGACGGUCUCCUCAGCCUACCGAGCGGGAACAGGAUGGGUACCAAGGCGACGAAAGCAGCGGCGGGAAGUGUCACUCUCGAGGACUGCCAGUUCCACCAGUGUGUCAAGCUCGGCAAGUUCGACAGCGAUCGCAUCAUCUCCUUCGUCCCCCCGGACGGCGAAUUCGAGCUCAUGCGCUAUCGCGCCACUGAGAACGUCAACUUGCCAUUCAAGGUCCAUGCCAUCGUCAACGAGGUUGGCCGAACCAAGGUGGAAUACAGCAUCGGCAUCAAGGCGAACUUUGGCUCCAAGCUCUUCGCCACCAACGUUGUUGUCCGCAUCCCGACACCUCUCAAUACUGCUAAGAUCACGGAGCGCUGUACCCAGGGAAAGGCCAAGUAUGAGCCGAGCGAGAACAACAUCGUGUGGAAGAUUGGUCGCUUCACUGGCCAGAGCGAGUUCGUCUUGAGCGCCGAAGCCAUCCUGACGAGCAUGACGAACCAGCGCGCCUGGUCUCGUCCACCGCUCAGCCUCAACUUCAGCUUGCUGAUGUUUACAAGUUCAGGCCUCUUGGUGAGAUACCUGAAGGUAUUUGAGAAGAGUAACUAUUCGAGCGUCAAAUGGGUGCGGUAUAUGACGAGGGCGGGUUCCUAUGAGAUACGGUAA